Entrophospora sp. SA101 is the source of this 432-nucleotide messenger RNA. Lineage: Eukaryota; Fungi; Glomeromycota; Glomeromycetes; Entrophosporales; Entrophosporaceae. The record is from the annotation of a GenBank genome assembly.
AUGGGACCAGACGGAGCAAGAGAUAGGAGGGAUAAAGAAAGAUCCGAGUUAAUAACUUAUUAUAACACAAAUACAAAAAAAAUAGUGUCACAAAAGAAAGUUCUUUUUCGAAUAUUAGCUUUAAUUGGGGACCAAACAAAUAUUGACGAAGUGUAUGAAUCCCGACUAGCGGAAAAAGCAAGGAAAAUUGAACACUACAUCCAUCGAAGUUGUGACUUCACUGUCAACAAAAAAUAUAAAGAUACAACACGUAGUAAAAUUUGGAAUUUGAAAGACAAAAAAAAUCCUGAAUUACGACAAAAUGUGGUUGAAGGAAUAAUUGGCGAAGAAGAAUUUGCAGGAAUGAGUUCAGAGGCAAUGGCAUCCAAAGAACGAAGAAGGGCAAAUAAAAUAUUACGAAAGAAUUCUCUCGCACAAUCAAUUGCUGUGUAA